AUGGAAAAUAUUAGGCGCGAGGUCUUGGUUGCCUACGAGAGCGAAUAUCGCCGCCUCGCCGAAGUGUACGAGGAGAAGACUCAGCGCAUGCGUGUUCUAAACGAAACGCUGAGAGAUGGCGCCAAUCAGCGUAGCCCAGGUUCCGUCAUGAACAUUGACCAACACCGUUCGGCCCUGCGCCGAUUCGAGACUUUGGCAGGGGAGAUAACGGACCUAGAAAACAGGAUAGACGCGGCACGCGCCCAGGGGCCUCCCCGACAUGCAGAUGGUGCCGAAAAACCUACACAGCUCACAGAGCAGUUACUCCAGCUUUCCGAUAUGCGCCGUAGACUCGAGGAUGCUGCUCGGGAAUUCGGCGAGAUCAUGGGGCAGGAACUGCAGGCCGAGCAUGAUCAGCAGGAAAUGACGGGAGGCCCCGCGCAAACUGCCAAGCUGGAGCUGAGCAUUCUCGAAGCUUCUACAACGUGUACUGCGAUGUUGCUGCAGCAGCUGAGUGAAAAGAUCAAUCGAUGGCGGUUCAUGUCGAGGCAGAUGCCCUCGAGAGUAGGUAUCGCCGACCGUGGCGACCGCGGAGGUGAGAAUGAUGCCCAAAGCGUCCGCAGCGGACUUACAAGAGGCUCCAGGGUCAGUCCCGACCCUGCAAAGGGUCGUUCAGGAGGUCCCUUUGAUGAACCGGGCAUGCUUGUUGCGGACUCGAGUAUUUUUCUCGCAGCCAUGGAAGGCAACGGAGAUAUUGCUUUUGAUGAACCUGGAGUUGUGAUUUUCAGCUGGGCAGGCCGGAACAAUAGCCCUGCUGCUGCUGCUGCUGCUGCUGUACCUGGUGAGCAUUGCGCGCAGUGCCAAGGCCCCUCUGGCGGCGGUCAUGGCUUUCCACAAGGAGGGCUGGGUGGCUCUGGUCCUCCCGGUAGUAUCUUUUGA
Pyricularia grisea is the source of this 918-nucleotide messenger RNA. RefSeq lists its product as uncharacterized. The record is from RefSeq and is a predicted model, not a curated record. NCBI's taxonomy places the organism in Eukaryota, Fungi, Ascomycota, Sordariomycetes, Magnaporthales, Pyriculariaceae. The transcript has a single exon. Bases 1 to 918 code for a protein of 305 amino acids.